AUGAGUGUUCAAGCUAAUUCGUCGUUGGCCGGAAAUAGUCUCGCGGCCGUCAUAAUUCGUGGCCUGGUUAAGAGCGAGAAUGGCUCCGAUAUGGACCUUCAUCUCAUUCGUACCCCUCCGGAAGCCCAAAACUGCGUCCAAUUUGUUCAGUCUCGGCGGGAGGGGGUUGCUCUGUCCGAGAUGCCAGCCCGACCCUCGUCUACACUCCCAGAACCAGGAAACGCAGUCCUCAUUGUGAGGCUUAAAGAGGGCCUGGGUAAAGGCCGCGCUGGGGCCGUUCACGAUGUCGAAAUAUGUGCUUGCUCGACGCCAUUUGAUAUUCCCCCGCUGGUUGUCAAAGUUGCUAAUCGAGACUUCUGCGAUGAUCUGUCCAAGGAGGCUUGGUUGUACGAAGAGAUGGAGAGUCUACAAGGGGUUGCAGUACCUCGCUACUAUGGAUACUUCCUGGCCGAACUCCCUCCGCACGCCAAGGUCGCCUCCUGGAAUCGCAUAGCUACGACCAAGUUCCCAAUAUCAAUUCUGUUGCUGGAGCGCUUGGGGGGGAAAUUGCCUCUGGGGAGGCCUAUCCCGCAGAACCUCCAGGAUGACUUGUGGGACGUCAUGAAGGACAUAUCGGAGUUACACAUUUUCAACGACGACAUUCGCUACGAUAAUGUCUUACUGGCCCCGAAAUCCCCUCCCGCUCUUCCAUCCCUAGUAUCACCCUAUCGUCACCGGUCAUAUGGAUUACGCCUUGUCGAUUUCGAUACAGCUUACAAGAUUAAUUUCUAUCCGCACAUACUCGUUGAAGAUCACGAGGAACUCAUCAGGCUCAUUCUUGACAACGUGCCGCAAGGUGGCACUGUCAAUCCCUCCGAUCGAGAUUGAGUACUUGAUAUUCUGGCUAGGGUCUGCAAUGUAAGAGGAUCGUGAGACCCGGGACAUGAAGAAAUAGAACGAUGUUGAUACGCAUGUACGCGUACAGUAGUAGUACUAGCUUUAUACGACAGAAGUCUAUCCGCCGACGCACGACCUAAUCACUGUCGUCUAUGUACGCCUUGCUUUUAUACCUGGACUUCGAGGUAGUGGUGGGAGUCUCACGAGCACUGAUGAGUGCCCAGAGAUCCUCUUCGUUUCGAGUAUCGAGGGCACAAUCUUCUUGGUCCAACUCAUCCUCCUCCAGCAGCUCCGCCAGCAAUGCCUCUUCCUCGGUUUCGGCAGGCAUCAAGGAGUCCAUAUCUGCGUAAUCGGAGAUAGUUCUCGACGCAUGGGGCUGUCGAGUGGUCCGGGAUGGGCCUGGAAGGAUAUCUGACGGCGCGGCCGAGAGUCGGACCACAGGAGCGUAGAUGUCCCUGUGCAGAGGGAUGGAAGACAGUGCAGAUUGGCCUAGAGCCGGGUCUCGGAACUGAGAGUCUUCUCCGUCCGUACUCCGCCCAUCACACUCGGCCGCGCUGUUGUGACUCGCCGUGCGAUUGAAAGCCU
Messenger RNA from Gloeophyllum trabeum ATCC 11539, 1461 nucleotides. RefSeq lists its product as uncharacterized. The coding region runs from base 1 to 867 and encodes 288 amino acids. Lineage: Eukaryota; Fungi; Basidiomycota; Agaricomycetes; Gloeophyllales; Gloeophyllaceae. The transcript has 2 exons. The record is from RefSeq and is a predicted model, not a curated record.